Molecule: messenger RNA, 7200 nt
Organism: Hipposideros armiger (great roundleaf bat)
Lineage: Eukaryota; Metazoa; Chordata; Mammalia; Chiroptera; Hipposideridae
Gene: PLCXD2
Product: phosphatidylinositol specific phospholipase C X domain containing 2
Exons: 4
Coding region: 503-1576 (357 amino acids)
Biological process (GO): lipid metabolic process
Molecular function (GO): phosphoric diester hydrolase activity
Source: RefSeq, a predicted model, not a curated record
GAGUCCGGGUGCCGCCGUUUACACUUCUGAGCGCCUUUAGGAAGCACAGGGCAGGGGUGAGUGUGUGCCGCGAAGCCGGAGGAGGGAUAGCAGGCAGGCCCAGCUUAUGCGCCAGCCCAGUGACAUACACAGAAGCCUAACUCAGGCUGAUGAUGGUGCAUUCGGGCGCGCACGUGUGUAUAGACCCACCAGCUUGUCUAUAUGCUGUGUGGGCACCUGUCCUGUAAGUGGCUCCGGGCGUGGCUGCUCCUCGGACGUUCAGUUCCUGUAAGAUUUAUCUCUAGGGGCCUACCUUCCCCAAGCUGUAGAGGGGAGCAUAAGAAGUUUAACGGAGCCCGGACUGAGCAGACUAACAGCGGCAGGGCCGGAGAGGGUGGGGUGUUGGUGGGGUAGGGAACCACCUAUUUGCCCCAUUUCCCAGGCAGAAAGGCCUUUGGGAAAGACUGGAGUGACAAAGGUGGCCCUGAAAUGCCUAGAGAGCCCUGGCGAUGAUGAUCACUGAAUGAGUGGCACUCGACUGAGCUUGGGCAGUUUGUUGACUGACAGAGGGAUGCUAGCAGUUAGGAAGAUAAGGAGGAAACUCGGGAUGGGGACCAUCUGUUCCCCCAACCCCAGCGGGACAAAGACAUCAUCGGAGGUCUGCAAUGCCGACUGGAUGGCCUCGCUGCCCCCUCACCUCCACAACGUCCCCCUUUCCAGUUUGGCAAUCCCAGGCUCUCACGAUUCAUUCAGCUACUGGGUAGACGAAAAGUCCCCCGUGGGGCCCGACCAAACUCCAGCUGUCAAACGCCUGGCCAGAAUCUCCUUGGUGAAGAAGCUAAUGAAGAAAUGGUCUGUGACUCAGAACCUGACAUUCCGAGAGCAGCUAGAAGCCGGGAUCCGCUACUUCGACCUGCGUGUGUCCUCCAAGCCAGGGGAUGCCGACCAGGAAAUCUACUUCAUUCAUGGGCUUUUUGGCAUCAAGGUCUGGGAUGGACUGAUGGAGAUUGACUCCUUUCUCACACAGCACCCCCGAGAGAUUGUCUUCCUGGAUUUCAACCACUUCUACGCCAUGGAUGAGGCCCAUCACAAUCGCCUAGCUCUCCAGAUGCAGGAGGCUUUUGGAAACAAGCUGUGCUCAGCCUGCGAUGUGGAGAGUCUGACGCUGCAGCUUCUGUGGGAGAAGAAAGGCCAGGUCCUCAUUUUCUAUCACUGUCCCUUCUACAAGCAAUACCCCUUCUUGUGGCCGGGAAAGAAGAUCCCAGCGCCCUGGGCCAAUACCACAAGUGUGCACAAACUAAUCCUCUUCUUGGAGACCACUCUGAGUGAGCGGGCCUCUCGUGGUGCCUUCCACGUCUCCCAAGCGAUUCUCACCCCCAGAGUGAAGACCAUCGCCAGAGGCCUGGUUGGCGGCCUCAAGAACACACUGGUUCACAGGAAUCUUCCUGCCAUCCUAGACUGGGUAAAAACUCAGAAACCUGGAGCCAUGGGUGUCAACAUCAUCACAUCUGACUUCGUGGAUCUGGUGGACUUUGCCACGACUGUCAUUGAAUUGAAUGACCUCCUGCAGGAGGAUAGAGCUUUGGCUAAAUGCUGAUUUAAUUUUUCAUUUAAUUGAAUGUUGAAUUUGUUGAUCCAGGCUACCCUUCUGAAGGGUUUUCUGUUAGGAUGGCCCUUGGGCAGUGAUGGUGAAAACAGAAGAGGAGGGCAUUUUUUUUUUCCCUCCUCACAGAGCCAUUUGGAUAAAAUCACAGAGCUUUUAAUUGCAUUUUUCCCAAAUGAGACUUUUGGAAAACUUAAGUCCAAGGGAAGAAAGCGUGUUUCAUGUGAUGGUCAGGAUCUCUUCAGAGGCUUACGAUGUUGAAUGUAAGAUGGAAAUGGGUCUCCAAGUUCCAUUGGGGUACUGAGUGUCCCCCUAAUUGGCCUAGUUCCCUGUUGUCUUCCAGGAUGUUGCGUUUGAGUCAGUGAGAAGACUGAACCAGGAAGGCAUUCCUGAUCAAAAGAAUGGCUCAUUGCAGAUGUAGAUUGCCCUGUGGGGUGGCUCUCACAUCAACCUAGAGCUUUGAGGGGAGAAAGGAGUGUCAAACACCAGUUCUCUCUAGACAUGUUGAAUGUCAACACUUCUUCCCUGAGAGAGUAAGACAUUUAUCACCACGGUAUUUCAGCUACAAGCUGUUCUUACAUAGCUUGUGCUUGCUACACUGGUCAACUUCAUCCUUAGAUAAAGAAUGCAUACUCCCCUUGAUGUCAAAAAUGUGUUUCCCAGUUUUAAAGCAUAGAUUCCUUUCUAUUUUUGGCCCCCUUCUUAGAAGUGAAAGGAACAAUGAUGGGAGAUCUUUUCGGUGUGGGGCCCAGCAAGAAAUAGACAUGCAUGUGUGUUGCAUGCUGGAUUUUUUUAAUUAUUAUUAUUGAUUUAAUUGUGUAGCUUUUCCCAAAAUGGCUGUCAGGUAAACACCUGCAUCAUUUUGGCAAAGUCCUCUUUGGAGUGGGAUCCUCAAGCAGGAUCUUGGAAUUGCAUUUCAUUGUUGUCUGCCCAGAGCUUGGGUCUAUGCUAUAGGACACAACACUAAUAGAAGGUACCUCACCCAUGACAGUGUGGAGGCAGACACAGGAUCCAUGGGAAAGUGCAAUGGAUUUAAGGAGAAUGCUCCAAGUGGGUUUGGAGCCAUUCUGUAACUCCUUGAAAACAAGACUACCUCGGAGAUAUUUAGGAUGACUUGUGUGUCAUCAAGUGAAAAAUACCCAGUAUGGGAACACUUCCAGUUUGUGUCUUGAUUGUUCUCCUUUCUGCAGGUUCUUUAGAGCCUACCAAUCACCACUGCAUGAAGGCUUUGAAACUCAAGAGGGGAUUUUUUUUUUAAUUGAUAAGAGGUGCCUAUCUAUAAAGAGCCCUCUUGUGUUUUUAUUUAUUUAUUCAUUUAUUUAUAGAUUAAGCAUCUUCAGUGCUUCUUACCUCAAGUGCACUGACAAAGGAGCUUCCUGAACUUUCCCCACCAGGCCAGAUGCUGCUGUGGUCUUUGCCCUCAACAGGACCAUGCAUCUCAGGACUGCGAGUGACCUCUGACUUUGCUGUAAAUGCCCUGGCUCUCCAUUCACAUGGGGAGCAGUGUUCAUGUGUGUGUGGUCCCGAUCUGAGAAGCCACUCCCAAGCCACGCACUGAGGCAAAAGAUAAAAUGGGCCAUGAAGAACUCUCAGUUCUUGAGGAAGACCCUCCAUAAGACAGCUUAAACGAAGGCACUAGAAAGAAAACUGGACACAGGAAUGUGUACACUAUGAUGCUCCUCAGAACUGUCUGAAAAUCCCUAAGGAUGUAUCAGCUUCUGGGUUCUUAAGGAGGAAAGAUAAACAUGCAAUCCUGGAUGGAUGUUGCACAGAUAAUGGUUGUUGGACCACCUCCCAGUAGCUUCCCAUAUCUAUUCUUCAGUGUUCAUAACUGGAUUUGCAUGUUGCCUGCAGUGGGAGUUAUCCUAGGGGAGCUAAUAAAAGCACAUGCACUCCCCCUCCCCAACUCUUGGUCUUCCAACCUUUACUCUUCCUAAAGAGACUUAAGCCCUGACCUUUAGCGUCCACAGCUCAAGGAGGUCACAACACAAACGCCUCUGGGAAAAUCUGGUUUAACUUUUCAUUUUCUUACAUUUCAACCCCUCCCUAAAGAGGCUUCCGGGAUUUUAUUGUCAAACUCUUUAGGGCCUUCUCUGGAAAAGAGUAAGAAAGUGAGUGCCCUCACUUUCUCAAUUUUCCUUCAAUUCUAAUAUUAAACUCCAGUGACAAGCUCUGAAACCCCUGGCCUACCCCUCAGGGUUUUAUUUGUUGUUAUUGUUUCAGUUUGGUCUUAUUUUUUAAUUCUUGGUUAAUUGCUAGGGACUACAUUAGUUAAACCCUUCUUUAACCCUUUGUUACUUGGCAAAGAGAUAAGGAGGCAAGAGGAGAAUUCUUCUUCUCUGUUUUAUUGGAGCCUCAGCUUUGACCAGGUGCUCGGUGCUAUGAGGCCAGGUGUGUGACAGGUACCCGCACAGGAUGCCAGGGACACCCAAUGGCUGCUGACUGUUCAGUGAAAUGUUUACUUGAUUUUCUCCUUUAGUUUUAAAAUAUGUAAUUGCGCUUGGGCCGUACCAUUUAAGUGCACCUCAGUGUUUGCAUGAUAAGAGAAAAGUCGUAGAGCAUAACACAAAAAGCACAGAAAACCAGUACCAAGGUCAGAUGCAUGGAGUCCUGCUCUGCGUGGUGAGUGCCGGUGCUCACUCCAUCACGCUGCUGUGGGUUGCCAUUCUGGCUUACAUCUUGAAAUUCUGUGCUGGAGUUCUGGGAGAUAGAAGGAGGAUUAUUUACAAUUCACCCUUGAUAAACACCCUUGAACUGGCAGAAUCUCUGCCUCAAGAAAGACUUGCUCAACAUCUUGUAAGAGAUGUGUGCAUUCUGCUCCUUGACCUAAAGCCAAGCAACAGAUGCAGUGAUGGGACAGAGGCGAAAUAGACUUUAGUUCUAUGACUCAUUCCAUAACUGCCAACAAUGAAAAUGGUGACCCAACCAUAUCACUUAUUCUCACAGUUCCAGGAACCUUUCAGAUCAAACAAGGCUAUCAUAUUUGCUCAGAAUUACUUCAAGAUCAACUAAAAACCCUACUUGAUUGAGCCAUACAGGGCUUUAGGAUUUGGGGCCAUAGUUAUUCUGAAAAGUAGACUGAGUUUUUCAUGAGCUCCCUGGACCGUUUGCCACCUGGUCACAUUUCCAUGGCAUUGUGGCAAAGGGGACCAUCACAGGUUUCAAUUAAAGAUUAGAGCAGUGUUUAAAGGCUUAAACUUGGAGUCUAUUAGAGUUACCACUGUGGUUUCAUGGACACAGAAGGUACACUUAGGAUUGGAGACAGAGGUCAAGGUAGAAUUGAUGGAAUGAUAAAUUCUUGAGGAUUAAAUUUUAAAUGAAUGGCAGAUCUAAAAGGAUCAUGCCAAAAAAUAUAUUUGUUGUAUUAGCCUGUCAAGUAAUUUAGUUAUUUUCCUUAGUGCUGAGUCCAGACCCCUGAAUCCUUGAGAGCAGUUAAGUCACAGUCCAAAAACAGAAUUUUACAUAAACUCAAAGAAAAGCACAAGAUCUGAGCCCAGGUAAGGAUCUAUCCUUGUUCUUCUUUCAUGACCUCAUAUUCACAUCACAAAGUUUACGUUUCUGUUCAAGAAGGUAACGUAGUGGAGGAUUCUGGAAUUAAAUGCAGUUUUGUGUGACAGGAUUUUCUAUUUCUGUUUUUCUGAAUCUGACCAUAAGAAAGUGCUCCCCACGGAGACAUUACACCCCAGCCAGAAGCUUACCGCAAAGCUAAAAGUGGGGAAACAGAAGAGAUGAAGAUUGAAAUGAAACCACCUGUUUUUCUGGGAAGCAAAAGGGCUACACAAACCCAGACCAUCUGACAGUAUUAGUUUGUGGCACAGUUGAUGUUCUGUAAUGUUCUUUAUGGGCUAACUGCAGAUUUUUACUGUUAGGCUCUGGGAAACAGAACAGGCGAAUGAACAGGGCACAGCCACAAGAACCUCCCCCGCCCCUUCACUCCACCCCACCCCCUCCCGUGGCUGAGCAAGGAAGUGACCCUGUGCUAAAUCUGCCUUGGUUCUUUCAUCUGGAAUAAAGAUGCCAUCUGUCGCUUUAGUGCUGCUUUGCAAACCUUAGUCGCAAACUAUCAGGCCCCUAAGGAUGAGGUUAAAUGCCUUAUAUUAAGGGGGUGUACAGUUGUGGUAAUUCUUCCCUGUGUGGCAUGUGUGCAGAAAUGCUACUUGGGUUCGUGUCUCAAAGGUGUAGUGCAGGAUCUCAGAACUUGUCCAACAGUGGCGCUUUUAGUGAUGCCUAUAAUGAGAUGAGCAGGCCUGAAAGAAACUUGCUGACAUGUAUGUGAGCCGCUGAGAGGUGGAUUUUCCCAAAUACACAAAUAGAAAUUCAUUAACACCCAAAUACUCGAAUAGAAGUUGAUAACAACUCCAAACUGACAGGAAGUUUGUUUUGUAUGGCAUAGUACAUAGUUGUCCCUCCAAAUUCCACUAACUUUCCAGUAUACCAUGGCCCUCUGCCUCAGAGUGCUUCCUGGCAUUUGCCACCAUGGCUUUGUUACUCACAAAUGUUGCCUUGGAUCACACAGGAGUGAACUGCUUGGGUGAUAAGUGAUUUGGCUGGAAAUUUUACCCUUAAUUUCAAAUGAUACUGAACAGCUCUUUACUGCCCCAAGGGAAUCCACUAUCUCCUUAACCUCUGGCUUCUCCAACUUCCUACUAGAAAUAGUGACACUAAUGUUACUAUAUCACCAAAUUGGUCCUAACCCACAGGACACAAUACACAAUUCUACUGAAAUAGCAUAAUCUUAGACAUUGUGAAAAGGCUGUAAGGGAACUCUCCCUAUUCUUCAAUGGAUUCUAGUCUUUUCUCCAGCAAAACUUGUUCUUAGCACUUUUCAAAUCCAUUUCUAAGCCACAUAGUUUGGAUGAAAUGUUUUUCUUCUCUUCACUGGGAAUUUAAUCCCAUAGUCUAUUGAGGCAACCCCAUCAAUAGUCUAGAGGCUUUUUCCACCUCAUUCCUUGUCUACUCCUUCACAGGAUACCAGUUUCUCCUCUUGUCUCCUGGCCAUGCUUUAUCAUUUGUUGAUUACUAUUAAUCACAGGAUGCAGGCAGAACUACAAUAAAAGGCACAUACAUUCAAUGAUGCGCAAAUACACUCUUAUCACAGUGGUUUUUGCUCCUUACUCUUCUCAAAUGCAUUAUUCUGCCUCCCUCCCCACUCCCAUCCAGUCACUAGAACUAUACCUGAUUGGAGCCCAGAACUUGGGGCCAGUACUUCAUUCAGAUAGCAGCUUUGAGCUUUGAGCCCAAUGAGAAGCACAGCACUUUGAAAAGUCAAAUAGGCCUUUGGUAGCUUUGUACAUUCUCAGCUUUACAGUUUUUAUUAGUUUAUACCACUAAUAACACUUCAGUCAUGAAUCUAUAAUAUCAAUAUGGGAAAUCUUAGUACAUAUUCUAGAGACAGUGGUACCUUGCUGCUAUUAUACUUAAUAAUUUACACCCCAAUUAAUAAGUAUUACAUACAGAUUGUGUAUGCAUUAUUAUAUUGUAUAUGCAUAUAUACAUUGUAGAUAUGCCAACUGUAAUACUUAACCUCGCUGAUCAGCACUAGAAAAUACAGUAGUUCCCCCUUAUCCAUGGGGGAUGCUUGAAACCGCAGGAUAGUACUGAACCCUAUAUAUACUGUG